Molecule: messenger RNA, 150 nt
Organism: Pyricularia oryzae 70-15
Lineage: Eukaryota; Fungi; Ascomycota; Sordariomycetes; Magnaporthales; Pyriculariaceae
Exons: 2
Coding region: 1-150 (49 amino acids)
Source: RefSeq, a predicted model, not a curated record
AUGUCUGUUUGCUUCAUCGUCCACAGCGAAGUUGCCAUCUUUGUCAUCCACGUCAAAAGAGCGUCUAUUCUCAGGGAGUUGACAAGCUGGGGCAUGGUAGACAGUUUCGACCAUAUGGAGCUUGGUCCAGCCCAAAUAAACGGCAACUAG